AUGGAGCCGGGAGAGGGAAGAGCUCAGCAGAUAAGGCAAGUGCUGCUUUUCUUUGUUUUCCUGGGUGGGUCUUUGGUGUGUUCUGAGACUUGGAGAUAUUCUGUGGAAGAGGAAACAGAGAUUGGCACCUUUAUAGCCAACGUGGUGAAAGACAUGGGUUUGGAUAUAGAAGACCUGGCUGCACGGGGGGCCAGAGUUAUCUUUGACGACUAUAAACCAUAUUUGCGGUUGGAUCAGCAGACUGGCAACUUGGUCUUAAAUGAGCAACUCGACCGGGAGUCACUUUGCCAUCUCACCGAGCCAUGUAUGUUGCAUUUCCAGGUAUUAUUUGAAAAUCCUCUGCAAUUUUUUCGGGCUGAGCUUUCAGUCAAAGACAUAAAUGAUCACACUCCCACGUUCCUAGAUAAACAUGUACUUCUAAAAAUCUCAGAAGGUGCUACUCCAGGAACUUCAUUCCAAAUGGAUAGUGCUCAGGACUUGGAUGUAGGAAAGAAUAGUGUCCAAAACUAUACAAUAAGCCCCAAUUCCCAUUUCCACCUUAAAUUACAAGACAGUGAUGAGGGCGGAAAAUACCCAGAGCUGGUACUGGACCAAUCUCUGGAUCGAGAAAAGCAGCCUGAGCUUAGUUUAACGCUGACAGCCUUGGAUGGCGGGUCUCCGCCCAGGUCCGGGACCACACUGAUUCGCGUUGUGGUCCUGGAUAUCAAUGACAACGCACCCAAAUUUGAGAAGCCGGUCUACGAGGUUCAGGUACCAGAGAACAGCCCUGUGGAUUCCUUGAUCAUUCAGGUGUCCGCUACAGAUUUAGAUGCAGGAUCAUAUGGAGAAAUAUCUUAUUCAUUUUCCCACGUCUCCAGAGACGUGAGGAAAACAUUUGAAAUCCAUCCAAUUUCUGGUGAAGUCCAUUUAAAAGCACUUCUAGAUUUUGAGAUAAUUCCAUCUUAUAUCAUAAAUAUUCAGGCCAUUGACAGUGGGAGCCUUUCUGGAAAAUCAACCAUUUUAGUUCGGGUUGUAGAUGUGAAUGACAACCCACCAGAAAUAGCCAUGACAUCUCUUACCAGCCCCAUACCGGAAAACUCAUCACCUGAGGUGGUGGUCGCUGUUUUCAGCGUAAGAGAUCAAGACACUGGAGACAACGGGAGAAUGGUUUGCUCAAUUCAGGACAACCUCCCCUUUCUCUUAAAGCCUACUUUCAAGAAUUUCUACACCCUGACAACAGAGCGCCCAAUGGACAGAGAGAUGAGAACCGAAUAUAACAUCACCAUCGCUGUCACCGAUUUGGGGACGCCUAGGCUGAAAACGGAGCUAAACAUAACCGUGCUGGUCUCUGAUGUUAAUGAUAACACACCCACGUUCACCCAAACCUCCUACACCCUGUUCGUCCCAGAGAACAACAGCCCCGCCCUGCACAUCGGCAGCGUCAGCGCCACAGACAGGGACUCAGGCACCAACGCCCAGGUCACCUACUCGCUGCUGCCGCCCCAGGACCCGCACCUGCCCCUCGCCUCCCUGGUCUCCAUCAACGCGGACAACGGACAGCUGUUCGCCCUGAGGUCGCUGGACUACGAGGCCCUGCGGGCGUUCGAGUUCCGCGUGGGCGCUACAGACCGAGGCGCCCCCGCGCUGAGCAGCGAGGCGCUGGUGCGCGUGGUGGUGGUGGACGACAACGACAACUCGCCCUUCGUGCUGUACCCGCUGCAGAACGGCUCCGCGCCCUGCACCGAGCUGGUGCCCAGGGCGGCCGAGGCCGGCUACCUGGUGACCAAGGUGGUGGCGGUGGACGGCGACUCGGGCCAGAACGCCUGGCUGUCGUUCCAGCUGCUCAAGGCCACGGAGCCCGGGCUGUUCGCCGUGUGGGCGCACAACGGCGAGGUGCGCACCGCCAGGCCGCUGAGCGAGCGCGACGCGGCCAAGCACAGGCUGCUGGUGCUGGUGAAGGACAAUGGCGAGCGUCCGCUGUCUGCCAGCGUCACGCUGCACGUGCUCCUGGUGGAUGGCUUCUCCCAGCCCUACCUGCCGCUCCCGGAAGCGGCCCCGGACCAGGCCCAGGCCGACUCGCUCACCGUCUACUUGGUCAUCGCCUUGGCCUCGGUGUCCUCGCUCUUCCUCUUCUCGGUGCUGCUGUUCGUGGCGGUGCGGCUGUGCAGGAGGGACAGGGCGGCCUCGGGGGGUCGCUGCUCGGUGCCUGAGGGCCGCUUUCCUGGCCACCUGGUAGAUCUAAGCGGCACGGAGACCCUGUCUCAGAGCUACCAGUAUGAGGUUUGUUUGACUGGAGGCUCGGAGGCCAGCGAGUUUAAGUUCCUGAAGCCGGUUAUCUUCAACCUCCCGCCCCAGGGCAAUGAAGCGGAGAAAGCCCCACCUUUCUGA
Messenger RNA from Propithecus coquereli (Coquerel's sifaka), 2367 nucleotides. RefSeq names its product protocadherin beta-18. Gene Ontology annotation, biological process: homophilic cell-cell adhesion. Gene Ontology annotation, cellular component: plasma membrane. The transcript has a single exon. The record is from RefSeq and is a predicted model, not a curated record. Gene Ontology annotation, molecular function: calcium ion binding. Lineage: Eukaryota; Metazoa; Chordata; Mammalia; Primates; Indriidae. The coding region runs from base 1 to 2367 and encodes 788 amino acids.